Molecule: messenger RNA, 2042 nt
Organism: Teleopsis dalmanni
Lineage: Eukaryota; Metazoa; Arthropoda; Insecta; Diptera; Diopsidae
Product: cytochrome c oxidase subunit 1-like
Biological process (GO): electron transport coupled proton transport; mitochondrial electron transport, cytochrome c to oxygen
Cellular component (GO): membrane
Molecular function (GO): cytochrome-c oxidase activity; heme binding
Source: RefSeq, a predicted model, not a curated record
UUAGUACCUUUAAUACUAGGAGCCCCAGAUAUAGCUUUCCCACGAAUAAAUAAUAUAAGAUUUUGGUUAUUACCUCCUUCUUUAACUCUUCUUUUAAUAAGAAGUAUAGUUGAAAACGGAGCUGGAACAGGAUGAACUGUUUAUCCACCCUUAUCUUCUAUUAUUGCUCAUGGAGGAGCUUCCGUUGAUUUAGCUAUUUUUUCACUACAUUUAGCAGGAAUUUCUUCUAUUUUAGGAGCUGUAAAUUUUAUUACUACUGUUAUUAAUAUACGAUCUUCAGGAAUUACUUUUGAUCGAAUACCUUUAUUUGUUUGAUCUGUUGUAAUUACUGCAUUAUUAUUAUUAUCUUUACCUGUUCUAGCAGGUGCUAUUACAAUAUUAUUAACUGAUCGAAAUAUAAAUACUUCAUUUUUUGACCCUGCUGGUGGAGGAGACCCAAUCUUAUACCAACAUUUAUUUUGAUUUUUUGGGCAUCCAGAAGUUUAUAUUUUAAUUCUUCCAGGAUUUGGAAUAAUUUCUCAUAUUAUUAGACAAGAAUCAGGAAAAAAGGAAACUUUUGGAUCUUUAGGAAUAAUUUAUGCUAUAUUAGCUAUUGGAUUAUUAGGAUUUAUUGUAUGAGCUCAUCACAUAUUUACAGUAGGUAUAGAUGUUGACACCCGAGCUUAUUUUACGUCAGCAACAAUAAUUAUUGCUGUUCCAACAGGAAUUAAAAUUUUUAGUUGAUUAGCUACAAUUCAUGGAACCCAAUUGAAUUAUUCUCCUACUACUAUAUGAGCUUUAGGAUUUGUAUUUUUAUUUACAGUUGGAGGAUUGACAGGAGUAGUUCUAGCUAAUUCUUCUGUUGAUAUCAUCUUACAUGAUACCUAUUAUGUUGUAGCCCAUUUUCAUUACGUCUUGUCAAUAGGAGCUGUAUUUGCUAUUAUAGCUGGAUUUAUUCAUUGAUACCCUCUAUUUACAGGAUUAUAUAUAAAUGCAAAACUUUUAAAAAGUCAAUUUAUAAUUAUAUUUAUUGGAGUAAAUUUAACCUUUUCACAACAUUUUUUAGGAUUAGCUGGUAUACCUCGACGAUACUCAGAUUAUCCAGAUGCUUAUACUAUAUGAAAUAUUAUUUCAACAAUUGGAUCUACAAUUUCAUUAUUAAGAAUUAUUUUAUUUCUAUAUAUUAUUUGAGAAAGUAUAAUUAUAAACCGACAAAUAAUUUACUCAAUUCAAUUAAAUUCUUCAAUUGAAUGAUUUCAAAAUUCUCCUCCUGCUGAACACAGAUAUUCAGAAUUACCAUUAUUAACUAAUUUCUAAUAUGGCAGAUUAGUGCAAUGGAUUUAAGCUUCAUAUAUAAAGUAUUUUACUUUUAUUAGAAAUUUCAACAUGAUCAAAUUUAAACCUUCAAAAUAGAGCUUCACCCUUAAUAGAACAAUUAACUUUUUUUCAUGAUCACACCUUAAUAAUUUUAGUUAUAAUUACUAUUUUAGUUGGUUAUUUAAUAUUUAUAUUAUUUUUUAAUAAUUAUACUAAUCGAAAUUUAUUACAUGGACAAACUAUUGAAAUUAUUUGAACUAUUUUACCUGCUAUUAUUUUAUUAUUUAUUGCUUUUCCUUCUUUACGAUUAUUAUACUUAUUAGACGAAAUUAAUGAGCCUUUAGUUACAUUAAAAACAAUUGGUCAUCAAUGAUAUUGAUCAUAUGAAUAUUCUGAUUUUAUAAAUAUUGAAUUUGACUCUUAUAUAAUUCCAACAAAUGAAUUAAAUAUUAAUAAUUUUCGACUUUUAGAUGUAGAUAAUCGAGUUAUUUUACCUAUAAACUCUCAAAUUCGAAUCUUAGUAACUGCUGCAGAUGUAAUUCAUUCUUGAACAAUUCCAGCUUUUGGUGUAAAAGUUGAUGGAACUCCAGGACGUUUAAAUCAAACUAAUUUUUUUAUUAAUCGUCCUGGAUUAUUUUAUGGACAAUGUUCUGAAAUUUGUGGAGCUAAUCAUAGAUUUAUACCUAUUGUAAUUGAAAGUAUUCCAACUAACUUUUUCAUUAAAUGAAUCAUAAAUUAUUCUAAUU